AUGCAAGCAGAAGCAGUUUGUUAACAUUUGAAGUAAAAGGCGACAGAGCAGCUGUUGUUGAACGGUCGCUAGACUAAUCGAUAGUCCUCUACAUUAUUUUCACAUAUCGACCAUUACUGAAAGUGGAGCGAUUACUCUGGAAGUCUUUCGGCGUUACAUUAUAACCACCGAGCUGUGACUACUAGGGUCUCGCGCAUGCGCAGUCGGAGCCCCGGAGCCGCAGGAGAUCAGAGCUGGUAAGCCAAAUUUCAGUUCCGAAUUGAUCUGCAACACGAAUUUAUUUCACAUUUUCACACGAACCUCUUUUAACCACAUACGUUUUAAAGAGACAAGUGUGGGGUUUUUUUUUUUGAUGUAAAGCGUUUUAGCGUUAAGGAUAGUACCAACCACCAAGCUUUUCGUAUUAAAAAAUAUAUAUUUGGUAAUGGCACGCGUUUAAUUAACGUAAUCGGGUGAAAUACAUUUAAAUAAUAUAAGCAGUCGCGCCGAGGUUACUAAAAUAUCUCACAUGCUUAACGUUGUUGUGGGAUGAAAAUGUUGCUCAUUCAUUUGAGGUGCUGCCGAAAUGGGUGACAAGGUUCAUUUUUCAGUAAAUGGGAUUUCACAGGAUUUGAGACACUGCUUUUACACAUUUUUUGCCUCAAGGAUUUCAGAUCCUCCGCCAUUUUAACCGAAAUGUUGUAUCUGGAUGUGCAACCUUGUGCUUAAAUAUUGGUGUGUCAUUAUUGCCUUUUUUUCCCUUUUUUUAUAAAUUGGAGGUAAUGGAUGGCUGCUAAAAAGUCACACAGGGUCAUGGCUGUUGAUGAAGAAAGGCAUCGCUGCCAUUAUUCUGUAAAAUGACACUCUUAAAAGUUACUUAUUUUGUCUUCUUUUUCUCUAAGUUGGUGGAAAUCUCCAAUAAAAAGUCUUUCUCCCCUUUAGUUUUACAUGUGUUAAAUCUUGAUCCAUAUGUCUCAGAGCCAUUUUAGGAAAAACCUCAGGCAGAAAAUAUAAAUGGAGAGAGAAAAGUGCCUAUCAGAAGAGAUUCUAUCGUCAUAAUGUAAAUAUGGUGGUCAUAUAUUAUGUGUUCAGAACUGGUAUAGCCAAAGUGGGCUCAGGUCCAGCAGCUCUCUGGCUCUUAUCUUGUUUCGUCUUUUAUUUCCCCCUUCUUAUGGAUGCCCUCCAUUGUAUUAACACCAAAAUCAAACCACUGUAAAAACCCUCUAUCUGUAGACCCUUGAUUCAGAUAAGGAAAAACUUCACCAAAAACCUUUCAAUGGAGAAAAAUAAAACCUCAGUGAGAGCAACAGAGGAGGAAUCCCUCUUCCAGGGCGAUUUGAGAUUGGACCUAGUCCUUUGCAGCAGAGAGCUUCGCUUUGUACUGUUCCUCAUAUUCUUUUGUUUUCCAGCGCUCCGGAGUAAGGGACAGGGAAACCAUUAUGAGUGCCAAAGUGAACAUGGAGGCUCCACCCAAAGAACCCGAUCGCACCCCUUUGGACCCGUCCUCCUCGUCCCCCAGCGAGGCUGUCCUUAUCUGUGGGAGUGAUGUUGUGGCCAAGAAGGCUCGGCCCCAGCCUCACACCACCACAGCUUUCCUCCUACCAGCUCCUGCUUCCGGCCAUCAGAAGAUAGAGGUGACUCCAGCUGUUGCUGUGGGAGACCCAGGUAAAGGAGGCCGGGCCAAUGAGACGGCCACACCCACCCUGACAGCACAGGUGGGCGGGGCUUGUAGCAUUGUCCACGUCCUAGAGUGGAAGGAGGGGAUGGCCAUCCUGCCCAGCAGCAACCUCAAGUUCUGUGUGAGUGACGUAGGAACGCUGAGCACACUGAUCACCCCAGGGACCACCAGCAGCAUCACUGAACCAGCAGCCGGGACUUCUGGGAGAUCCGCUGACGCAGAACAUGCUCCAGCAGACAAGCCAGAUGUGUCAGCUCCUGUCGGCUCUGGGAGAGGCGUAGCUGUGGAACCAGAGAGGUUUGUGCCAGUCAAACCUGAAGUCCAGGUUGGACAGGGGCAACAGAACCAUGAUCCCAGAGCUCAGAGGACCUACACAGAGGAGCUACGCAGAGAGCCCAUCACUGACAAGAGGAGUGUCGGGGUAGAGAAGGUGCCAGCAGGUGGGAGGGUUUCCUCCCUUAACCCCGAUCACCUGAAACCCAUGAGGAAGAGGAAGAGGAAGGAAUACCUGAGUCCCUCUGAGGAAGACUCUGACAUCGAAGGCACGGAUGAGAAAAUGGAUGAUUCUAAAGCAGACGGCAGACACAUCAGAGGAGCUGGAGACAGUAAGACAGAGCAGUGGACGUGGGCUCAGUAUCUGGAGGAAAGCAAAGCUGUUGCUGCGCCCAACAAGCUUUUCCAAGAGACCCAGAGAGUGCCAACAGUGAAGAACGGCUUUAAACAGGGGAUGAAGCUGGAAGGCAUUGACCCUCAGCACCCGUCCAUGUACUUCGUCCUCACUGUGGCCGAGGUCUGUGGUUACCGGCUGCGGCUCCAUUUUGACGGCUACUCUGACUGCCACGACUUCUGGGUGAAUGCCAACUCCCCUGACAUCCACCCUGCAGGCUGGUGUGAAAGCACAGGACACAAACUGCACACUCCCAAAGGUUGUAAAGAGGAAGAGUUUACCUGGACCAACUACCUGAGAAUGACUAAAGCACAAGUGGCUUCCAAAGAAGUCUUUGCCAGUCCUGGGAGGAUUGAUGUGAAGUGCGGUUUUGAGAUAGGAAUGAAGCUUGAGGCUGUCGAUCGUAUGAACCCCUCCCUCAUCUGUGUAGCAACCGUCACUGAUGUGGUGGACGACCGUUUCCUGGUUCAUUUUGACAACUGGGAUGACACAUACGACUACUGGUGUGAUUCCAGCAGUCCGUACAUUCACCCUAUUGGUUGGUGCCAGGAGAGGAACCUCCCCCUAACACCACCCCAAGAUUACCCAGACCAGGGCCGAUUCUCCUGGUCUCGCUACCUGGAGGAGACAGGUUCCAAGGCGGUGGCCGCUGACGCCUUUAAAGUGCGUGCGGCCCACAUUUUCCAGCCUCAGAUGAAACUGGAGGCCGUGGACAAGAGAAGCCCUGGUCUGAUCAGAGUGGCUACAGUAGAGGAGGUCGAUACUCAUCGCAUUAAGGUCCAUUAUGAUGGCUGGAGUCAUGUCUAUGAUGAGUGGAUGGACUCAGAUCACCCCGACAUCCACCCAGCAGGCUGGUGUGAGGCAACUGGUCACCCGCUCAAAGUUCCCCCACGAGACACCAAAACACAGCAGCCACACGGUGUGAGGGAGCCUCCUGCUACAGGUCAGUCCACCUACCCCUCCUCUGUUCCCUGUAAACCCAUCAGCCACCCCAGAACCAACAAGUACAGCUUCCACAACAGGAAGUGUCCAACUCCUGGUUGCGAUGGUUCAGGCCAUGUGACCGGUCGUUUCACUGCCCAUCACUGCAUAUCCGGCUGCCCAUUGGCUGAGCGUAACCAGGGCAGGCUGAAGGCCGACCUGUCAGACUCAGAGUGCAAGAGGAACCUCUUCUUUGGCCAGAGGACCAAGAAGACCCAUUACCGUGGCAGGAUUGGCCGUCCUCCCAAAUACAGGAAGAACCAGCAGAGAGACUAUCAGAACAUGUCCUCAGAGGGCGUGUAUCCGUCACUGUUCAUGUCAGCUCUGAGCAGUCAGUCAGACAGGACUCUGUCUCUAUGCUGGGAGCAGCACUGUAAGCUGCUGCCUGGCGUUCAGGGCAUUCACGUCAGCCAGGUGGCAGCAUGGAGCGUUGAAGAGGUCUUCAGGUUUGUCCAGAAUCUUAUCGGCUGUGAAGAACAGGCUCGUGUCUUCAAAGAAGAGAUGAUUGACGGGGAGGCCUUUUUGCUGCUGACCCAGACCGACAUUGUGAAGAUCAUGAGCAUCAAGCUAGGCCCCGCCCUCAAGAUCUCCAACGCCAUUCUCAUGUUCAAGAGCACAGACGAGGGACUCAAAUAAUCCCGCCCUCACUCACUGGCGGCGUUGGGCCACCGAUCAUCAUGUGCCAAAUUCAUUCUGUUGCAGGGAAAAUACCCUGACCCCUUUUUCAUGUGUUUGGUGUCCUGUACCCAUCAGAGAGAGGGAGGGGGGAGGGGGUAGUGAGGGCCGAUCAGGGUUAAGGGUAAAAAAAGGAGAGGUUGGAAGAAGAAGGGAAAUUAGGAAAUACAGAUAUUUUUGGGGAGUAAUGGAGGAAUGUCAUGAAGAUGAUGGACAGACUGGUGUGGCGGGUGGUUAGAAGGAGGCUGAUGAACGUGAGGUGAAACAUCACAAGUUUUUAGAGUUUGGUGGUGGUCACAACUGAUGCAUUUGGUUCAGUAUCUGAGUUCGAUCAUUACCAAACGCCUGGACAUCACUGGCAGUGUUUUACAUCUGUUACAGAUCUGCCAGUCUACGGUAUGUUUGCCUAAAACUUUGAUUAAGUAUAUAUCCAACCACCUGUUCUAAUUUGUGCAUUAAAAGCCUGAGUGGAAAUAGUAGAAAUUCAGGGGAGAAAAAAUCACAUUUUGCAGAAAUGUUUCUAUACUCAGUUGAGGUAUUAAAUGAUCUGUAUCAAUACAGAGAAGGUAUGCUAAAGGCUGAUGGAAACAGAUUUCUUUGAAUAGACAUCUGUUGCGUUACCUGCUUCUGGUUCUUCUUCUGUAGACGCGGCAUCGGCAUCCUGCUGCCGCUCACAGCCAUACAGGAGAUACUACUACUAUUUGUACCUUUAUUUCCUGAAGUAGAAUCCUUUCCAUUGAUGCAAGCCUUAACACAGGUCAGUUUAAACUGUACCCACCACCUUUCAGAGGUGGACUCAUAGAUACAUUGACCAAAUUUUCAUGAGUACCAUACCCAGAUUCAGACUAAACCAUCAGUUCAAAAGUACUUGACAUGGCAGGUGAAAUCAACAAAAUAGGGGGAGAUACUGAAACACUGGAUGUACUAAUAGAAAUUGAAAAAAAUAUUUGGGUUAACUAAGGGGAAGAGAUGUGGCCAAAAAGUAAGUAAGAGGAGUUAAAUGCAGUAGGAUGAGGCUGAUCAGUGAGGCUCCUAAAAGCUUCAUAUUUUGUGCAAUAAAAAAGUUGAGACAGAACUACUGUAUUCAGUAACAGUUAAUAUUACAGCUCCUUUAUGUUAUCAGACUAACAGACUACUUACACUGCAAUGGAAUAAAAUUAAGUAAAUAUGCUGCGUUGUUCAACAGUUGAAAAAAGGUUUAGGUUUGUGACAGAUGAACAACUUAAAAAAGAGAGAAAGCCCCUCUUCAGUUUCUUGAUUAUUCUAAAGUAUUUGUCAUUUGUGUUUACUGCCUCGAAAUUCUCCACAUUGUACUUUCUCACUGCACCAUUAAUGUGGAAACUGAUACAGGAGCUGUAAUUUAAAAUGUUAUCCUCUUAUAUAGAAUCUGAGUCAGAACAAAAACAACACAGUGUUUUGAGUGUUUUAUAUCUAUAUGCAAAAGAUCUUAAAUUAUUAUUUUUGCAAUUCUUAAUAGAUGAAAAGGACACUUUGCAUUGGCGUCUUAGCACAACUGUGAAACCCAAAUGGAUUUUACACAAUGAUGUUCCCACUCACUAGAGAGUGCAAAAAUCCACAUUUUAGCACUAUAAACAUGGAUUUGGUAUCUACUCAAUGAAAAACUCUGCAGUUUUCAUGUGAUGGAAACUCCAGACUGUGUUCUUUGAAAUGUUUACAUUUUAUGUCAGGAUUGGUUAAAAAAAUACUGUAUGGAUUUGAUAUUGUGAGAUGAAAGUAAUUUACUGCACUGUUAAGGGCUCUUGGAAUCUUACUUCUUCAUGUGUCUCUCUGGUGGGAUUUGUGUGAGUGCGUGCGUGCGUGCGUGCGUGUGUGCGUGUGUGUCAAGAUAAUCUUGGGUCACAAAUGUCAUUCAAUCCAUAUGAAUUAAUAAACGUCCAAAGCUGUCUUGUCUGAUUAAA
Molecule: messenger RNA, 5899 nt
Organism: Siniperca chuatsi (mandarin fish)
Lineage: Eukaryota; Metazoa; Chordata; Actinopteri; Centrarchiformes; Sinipercidae
Gene: l3mbtl1
Product: L3MBTL histone methyl-lysine binding protein 1
Exons: 21
Coding region: 1419-3941 (840 amino acids)
Biological process (GO): regulation of DNA-templated transcription
Cellular component (GO): nucleus
Molecular function (GO): protein binding; zinc ion binding
Source: RefSeq, a predicted model, not a curated record